AAAAAAAAAAAUUAGACUUAAAACCUCUCUCUCCUUUUUCUUUUCUUUCUUUCUUCCCAUUUGAGUGUUAGAUAAGAAGACCACACCAAACCAAACGCUUUCUCUCUCUCUCUCAACUUCCAAAAUCAUCAACCAUGAAGAAGCUUUACCGAAAAGGGACUGUUCACCCGUCACCGCCCAUCAUCUCCGACCAACUCUCCUUCCUUCCGGCCACCAUCCUCACCCUCACCGCCGCCCUCACGCCAGAAGACAGGGAAGUCCUCGCAUACCUCAUUUCCUGCUCAUCCUCCUCCAACAACCCCCGCCGCACCACCACCACCACCACUUCAAGGAGCAGCUCCGCCUCAGGCGGCGGUGACCAUGCUCCAGUCUUCAGCUGUAACUGCUUCCGUUGCUACAUGAGUUACUGGGUGAGAUGGGACUCUUCGCCGAAUCGUCAGCUCAUACACGAGAUCAUCGAUGCGUUUGAGGAGUGGUUAGCUCAGAAAGGAGGAAAGAAGCACCACAACAAUGGAGGAAGGAAAGACAAGAGGAACAAAAGAGGCUCCAAUAGCAAUAAGAUGCAACAGUCAGGCGAGUUGUUGAAUCGGAACGGGUCAGUGCCGAGUUCUGAGAGUACUGAGUCGUCAUCGUCAACCGAUUUGGAAUCGGUGGUGGUGGCGGUGGCGGUGGAAAAUAGUAGCAACCAUAGUGAUGAAGAUGGUGAGAGGGUUGAAGAGGAUGAAAAGGGUUCAGUGAGAAGGUUCGUGAGUUUCAUUGGAGAAAGGAUUUGGGGUGCUUGGGGACAGUGAAUCAUCAACAA
Arachis ipaensis is the source of this 802-nucleotide messenger RNA. RefSeq lists its product as uncharacterized. Lineage: Eukaryota; Viridiplantae; Streptophyta; Magnoliopsida; Fabales; Fabaceae. The record is from RefSeq and is a predicted model, not a curated record.